AUGAAGCUGCUGGAACUUUUUGACAGUGAAGAUCCAAGGGAGAGAGACUUCCUCAAGACAGUGUUGCAUCGAAUCUAUGGCAAGUUUCUAGGCCUCAGGGCGUUCAUCAGAAAACAGAUCAACCACAUAUUCCUCAGAUUUAUAUAUGAAACAGAGCACUUUAAUGGAGUUGGGGAAUUAUUAGAAAUUCUUGGAAGCAUUAUCAACGGGUUUGCAUUACCACUGAAGACAGAACACAAGCAAUUCCUUAUCAAGGUUCUCAUCCCAUUACAUAAAGUCAAAUGUUUGGGUCUAUACCAUGCACAGUUGGCAUACUGUGUGGUGCAAUUCCUGGAGAAAGAUUCAGCUCUUACAGAACAGGUUGUAACUGGAUUACUAAAAUAUUGGCCAAAGACAUGUAGUGCAAAAGAGGUAAUGUUUCUUGGUGAAAUUGAGGAGAUUCUAGACGUGAUAGAACCAGUCCAGUUUGCCAAGAUUCAAGAAAUCCUUUUCAAGCAGCUUGCAAAGUGUGUUGCCAGUCCACAUUUCCAGGUUGCAGAACGUGCCCUGUACUUCUGGAAUAAUGAGUAUGUAGUGAGCUUGAUAGAAGAGAACAGCAAUGCUGUUAUGCCGAUAAUGUUCCCAAAUCUAUACAGGAUAUCCAAAGACCACUGGAAUCAAACAAUUGUUGCCUUGGUCUACAAUGUACUCAGGACACUGAUGGAGAUGAAUAGCAAACUAUUUGAUGAACUCACUUCCAGCUAUAAGACAGAUAGACAAAAAGAGAAGAAGAAGGAGAAAGAAAGAGAUGAACUGUGGAAACGCUUGAGUAAACUUGAAAUGAACUAUCUAAAUAACCAAACCAAUAGCAGUUAGACAUUGUUGAGUUGUAGAAUGUAGACAUGGCAGUGGAGAUUUGUUGUGAGAACUUGCCGCUGAAAUGCCAUCAAGGAAUCGAUCUUCUCUUCUCCAUGUUCCCCUCGCUGAGAAUGGAAGACAUGACUGAUGGAAGGAACUUUGAUUCCCUGUUGCUGCAUCGGGCAAAACCACAGUUUGGGCCAAAAACUCAUAGUUUGCUGCUGUUUCAGUGGAAGUGCAUGAAUGUUGUUCAUUAUCUUUAUAUUUAUUUCUUAUCCAGUUGAGUGUCAAUGAACUCAAAAUGAGACAGGUAGGCUCUUAUGAACCAAAGGAUUAUUGGAAGUGAUGGAAGUUGACUGCAUGUCACACCAACUGACGUCGGGUGCAUUUAGUGGAGUAUAUAAAGAUGUUAGACUAUCAGAGUCUACAUUCAAAAGGAGUUGCUCUCUAUCUCUCCUAUACAUCCGUUUCCACAGAUAAUAAGCAUGGAUAUCCCUGUCACCUUGCUGCUUCUAUUAAUCGACUAACCUAAUGUUUUAUGUCUCUUUUAUGUGUUGUCGUAGCUUACAUCUACUAUUGCGAGUAGCAAGAGCUCGUCUGGACUCAUAUUUUAAGGAUUAAAAAUGAUAUGGUCUUUGAAAACUAACAUGUAUUUUUAAUUGAUAAUGUACUUAAACAUUGAAAAGUUUCCUGUUUUACCUGUUACAUAUUUACUCCUAUGGGAGACAUCUUUUAUAUUCCUUCAUCCAAACCUCCUGUGGUAGUUUCUUUUCUUUUGCAGUUGAUGGGUAAUAUUUUAGGGGGUUUCUUAUUGUACCCCUAUAAACAGCUCAGUAGUUAGGACAGAUUACUCUGUUGAAAAUGCAAAUUUGUCUGUGCCUCAAAACAAAUUGAAUCCCUAAACCUACACUCAAGACCCAUUUCAUUUACAUUUUGAUGAGUAUUAGGUCAAUUGGGUUCGGUGCCAUUAAAAAAAAAAUUGUUUUAUGUUUUUUUUUUGUUAUCAUUGACGUAAUUUAGCAGUAAUUGACCCAAAAUUUUUAAGAGUUUGUAUUGUGUUUAAUUAUCUGUACAGAUAGAUUGAAUUAUUUCCAGACUUAUCAUACAUAUUCUUUUUUUAACAUCAUGUCAUUGGUUAUGUAUGUGACCAGGAUUCGUAGUGUUGAAGGAAUGAUAUAGUUUAUUAAAUUAUUAUUUUUUUGUAAUUUCUAUUACAGUAGAUACAUUAUAGGGUUAAUAAAGCAUCAGAGAGUAAUCUUCUUUGUAUGGCAUGGAAAGGGAUACAAUUUAUAUACAUAUUAAUUGUUAUUUAUAAAUAUUUGUCAAAUAUAUUUAUUUUACUAAUUCACUCAAUUCAAUUAUUUGACUGAAUUAUCUAAAUCAUUUGUAAAAAAAUAAUAAGUUUUCCAAAGCAGAAAUAAAAGGAUUUUGUCAGUAAUAUGUAGGUUAAUUGAAUACCAUAGAAACAAGAUUCACCAAUCAAGUAAGCAAAGGCCAUUCAUCAGAAAUAUAUGUUCCUUUGGUAAGCAUUUUAUGGUCUUAAAAAGCUCUGUUGGUAGCUUUCUAUUGAUAGCUAGACAUUGUGACUGCAUGAAUUCAUUUUUGCAUAGAAAAACAAAAUUCUUUGUAAGAAUACUUGAUCAGAUGGGUUAAUGUAGUACACCAUUCGCUAUAUAAAAUUAUUAAAACGACAGUCCGACCUCUCUUAUCUGGACACGUUGGGACCAGCACCAAUCCGGAUAAGGGAUUUAUCCAGAUUUGGGAGACCCAAUAUUAAAUACACGCAGCUGCUGCCUCAGCUCCCCAACUGCGGUAGCUACACGUUAUCUAUUGUAGUGGGUGUGCGUACAAACAGUAUUCACUGCAGUAUCAGUGCAAAUUAUAGGCGGUAUUUCUACGGAAAUGAAAUCGAUCGAUGGCCAAAACUGUUGGAUCAUUUACCUGCUUAAAUGGUUGAGGUAUACAUCGAGCAUAUCUCGAAAGAAAGAGAAUGACUUGAUGAAACAAAGUUUUACAAUUAGAUCAUCGCGGCGGGUAUCGCAGCUUCGCAAUGUCAGCCUUUGUUAUGACUGUUGGCUCAAACAUGAUAGAUGGCGCUGUCCGUAUUGAGGCCAAGUGUUAGCUAGCAAGGCAUGUGUUGUUUUUCCCAGGAAACAAAAAGAGAAUGUGAUGAAAUGUUUGCGCUGCGCCCUGAUUUACUGGAAAAUUAUCCUGCCUAAGUUCUUUCGAUGAUUUGGGUGAGAUAUUUUCAUGAAAAAUAAUGUUGUAUGUAGACUAUAUUGGAAAAUAUAUGUAAUCAAAGUGAGUUUGCGUAUAGGAUUGAUUUGAGAUUGAAAUCUCAUUUCCUCACGUACUAGAUUGAAUUGAAAAAUAAUCUCGGCAAGUGUGCGUCCGGAUAAGGGGAGGCCGGAUAAGAGAGGUUGGACUGUAGUCUAUUUCCCUGCACAUUACUGAUAAACUAAACAUUUGGCACUAGCGGUAGAAUGAAUUAUACUUAAACGAGUCAAGUCAUUUUAAGAACCCAAUGAUUGUUCUCAUCAAAGACUUAUCUAUAUAAUUUUUUAUGUGCCAAAAAAAAAGGUUUGGAACAUAUAUUUGAGAGUACAAGAAGUUAGCCCUCUGGAAAAUAUUUUGUUCAACAAAGCUCAGCAAUCAUUUUUUUUAUUUUAUUUUAUUUUUUUUAGUGUUCAUGGCCUAGACAAGUUGCUCCACCGGAGCUGGUAGUAACACACAGAUCUUCAAGUCUUGAAAAAUCAGUUAUGACAUCAUUGGUCAUGUUGUAUGAUGUUUAUGUUGUAUUUGGUCAUGAGUUUGGUCUAUACAAAUUUAGCCAAAUUCUGUUGUCAAACUUUUAGAGAAUUUGAUUAGUCCUCCUAAUCUUUGUUUUUUUUUUUUUGGGGGGGGAGGCGGAAUGGUGACAAAAGACUUAUGCAAUGUUUGGCCACCUAAUAUCCCAUUGACCUUGUACACAAAAUAAUGCUGAUCAUCAUGACACCAUGUCUGGACAUGCCUUUAUUGUUCAAUAUUAGUUAUUUCUAACAGCAUCUGAGUUCAAUCAGAUUACUGCAAUGGUUUGUAGUCCUUUACACUUGUGAUUAUGAUUUAAAAGACAGGGUAUUUUAUUGAGACUACUUGUCAUGUAGAUUCACCUAUUAUCACUUGCUUCUCAGAAUGUCCAGUUCCUUGUUUGAUCGAGCUUGUUAUCAAUAACACUACUAUAAUUCUGCGACAAAUUUGUUCACUACGAAUCAAAGAAGUUGGAUGCAGUAGCUUGUAACAGCAGAUUGUAAUUUUUCAUUGAUGAGUUUCAUGACAAAGGGUCCAUGUUUGUACAUCUAUUACCCACAAUGCAACCUCAAUUGUUGAAUUGCCUGGGUGGAGGUAAUAGAAACCAUGUGAUGUUUGUUUAUCUUCACCAAAUGAUGGUGCAAGGACAAUACAUCUAAGUAGUUGUGUGUAAUUUCUUGUCUGGAGAAAGUAAUACCAUUCAGAAAUAUGGAUUUGUGUUGACAGCGUGCUUGAGCUGUCUAAUAUAUUUUAAGUGCCAUGAUCCAAGAUGCUUUUAUUUUGAAAUAUUUUGAAAGAAUAUGGUUCAUAUAUGUUAGAAGUUAUGUUGUUUUCCUGAUAGUAAGGUAAUACAGAGAGGUGUAUGUAAGAUUAAAGGGGAAGUUCAUUCUGACAAAAAGGUUAUUGUAAAAAUAGUAGAAAAAUUAUAAAAAUAAUUGGUGAAGGCUUGAGGGAAACCUAUGAAAGAUUUAAAAGGUAUAGUCCGACCUUUCUUAUCCGGACACGUUGGGACCAGCACCAAUCCGGAUAAGGGAUUUAUCCCGAUCUGGGAGACCCAAUAUUAAGUAUACGUAGCUGCGCCUCCCCAAUGAUAGCAACACGUAAUCUAUUGUAGUGGGCUUACACAGACAUUAUUCACUGCAGUGUCAGUGCAUAUUAUAGGCGUUUUUUUAUGGAAAUGAAAUCGAUUGGUUGCCAAAACUCUUGGAUAAUUUACCUGCUGAAAUGAUAGAGGAAUACAUCAAGCAUACGUCGAAAGAAAGAAUGAUUUGACACUAAAUUUGAAAAUUGGAUCAUCGCGGCGGGCAUCGCAGCUUCGCAAAGUCAGCCAUUGUUAGACUGUUGGCUCAAACAUGGUAGAUGGUGCUGCCUGUAUCGAGGCCUAGCACUAGCGAGCGAGACGUUAUGUCCCCCCCCCCCCCCCCCCCCGCAAAGAAAAAAAAAGGAUGUGAUAAGAUGGUUGCGCUGUGCCCUGAUUUAUUGGAAAAUUAUCCUGCCUUAAGUUCUUUCAGUGAUUUGGUAAGAUAUUUUCAUAAAAAAAUGUGGUUGUAGGUAAACUAUGUUGGAAAAUGUAUGUAAUCAAGUGAGUGAGUAGGAAUUUUAAUUUUAAAUUGAAAUCUUAUUUCCCCACGUAAAAGAUUGAAAAAAAUCUUGGCAAGUGUGCGCCCGGACAAUAGAGAGAGCCGGAUAAGGGAGAGGCCGGAUAAGAGAUGUCGGACUGUAAUUACAAUUUUUGAUUUUCGGAUUGUUUAUGUCAUAUGUAAGCAGCUUCCCAUAUAUCUUGAAUGAAAUAAAAAUCAACAGACAAAGUAUUUCACACCCGUUCCUAAAAGAAAAAGGUGUUUAGUCAUUAUGACCCAUUGAAAAAUAAAAAUUUAUGCAUCUUAUAUAACAUAUGGAGCAGCUGCUCAUAUAUGUCACAAAUCUGAAACUUAAAUUUAUAAUAACUUUUUUAAAAUCUUUAAUGGAUUUUCCUCAAAAUCUUACAGGUAUAUUUUAUUGUUUUUUUUUCUGGUAUGUUUGCAACAAAUUUUGUUGUCAGGGUGAACUCCCCUUUAAUGCAGCUGCAAUAGCUCCAUUCUUAGGCCACUCUAUUACACAUAUCUUCUUUAACACGUAUACAUGUAGGAUUCGGUUUAAUAGAAGUCACAUUAGUUUGAAGGGAUUAGACCAUUUCGUUAAUUUUGUUUCUAAAUAUAAUCUAAGAAUAUGAUUUCUUUUAAAUAACUUUGCAGAUUGUGACACACCCAAAAAUAAAUAUUUGAAUUUUUAUGUGAAAUUCUAUCUCUAAGACUUUUCUAAAUUCAGACAAUAUUCUGAUCAUUUAGUGUGUAGUGAGCUUAAACUUCCAAUUUAAAUGGAAAGGUUUGUUGAAUUGUAAUUCAGCUAUUCCUUUAUUACUGUGCAUAUUAAUGAAACUUUUACCCAACCACUGAAUCUUCUCAUUGCUUCAGUAUUAAACUGUUUUACUAUGAA
Messenger RNA from Lytechinus pictus (painted urchin), 6099 nucleotides. RefSeq names its product serine/threonine-protein phosphatase 2A 56 kDa regulatory subunit epsilon isoform-like. Gene Ontology annotation, cellular component: protein phosphatase type 2A complex; cytosol; nucleus. The record is from RefSeq and is a predicted model, not a curated record. The coding region runs from base 1 to 855 and encodes 284 amino acids. The transcript has 10 exons. NCBI's taxonomy places the organism in Eukaryota, Metazoa, Echinodermata, Echinoidea, Temnopleuroida, Toxopneustidae. Gene Ontology annotation, molecular function: protein phosphatase activator activity. Gene Ontology annotation, biological process: protein dephosphorylation; signal transduction.